CUAGUGUGUACUACACUCAUACUAUUUUACAUUUUAAUAUUUAUUAUUAUUUAUUUUCAUGAAUACAAGUAAUACAACCAUUUUCUUCUAAGAAAUGUUUCAAAUUAGUGCCUAGUGGACUGGUGUCGUAGAAUGUGCAUCAACAUAGGUGUUAAUUGAACAUCCAUAAAAUAACGUUCAAAAGCUUGUGAUUCUACGAUGGAGCAGAAAAACGAUAUGUUAGGUGUCGAAGAUAUUGUGUUUAUGCUUCUUGAAACAUUAAAGUCUAAUGGCACAUUUGAUGAAAUCCGUAGACAUUGUGUUACUGAUAUAGAUGCUAAGCCAACUUAUCAAAACUGGAAACAGCGAAUAGAAUCAAAUGUCCACAAAUUUUUAAGUAAAGUAAAUUAUACUCCUGAAUUAAAUAAAAACACUGUUCGGGAACGACUUCGAAAACAUUUACUUGAUGGACGUGAGACUCAAGAUAUUGAAGAAGGAGCUGAUAGAAUACUUACUCAAGUACUUGCGCCUCGUACACUAUGUGUGUUCGAACCUAAAAUAGCAAUUGCUGUUGAUGAAUACUUGGGAAUCAAAAAUGAAGCUCCUCCAAUUGAACUUAAUGGUUUAAAAGAAUCUAGUAAGAAUUUGAUAAAUGUAUCUAACAUUGAAAAUAGUCCUGUUUUCAAUUCCAAAAUAGGUGCUGAUAACAUAACUUGUGAUAAAACACAAAAAGAUGAUACAAAAGAUUUAAGAACAGACAUAAAAGAAAAAUCUUCUAGUCUUUGUAAAGAGCCCAAAUCAUUGAAUGGUAAUGAAAGUGACGGUGAAAAUGAUACCGAAGAAUGUUUAAAACAAAAAAUUAGUCAACACAAAACUAAAACUCCUACAUCUGACAAAUCAAAGUCUUCCUCUAGUAAUCAUAAAAGUAAUAAAAAAGAUAAUAUUUGUAAAGAAGUUGUUGAGAAAUCUAAAGAUAUAGUUGAGAAAUCUAAAGAUAUCAAUAAUAAGGCUAACGAUAUUGUUAAUAAGCCUAAAGAUAAUGGUACUAAGUCCAAUGAAUUUAUUGACAAACCUAAAGAAGUAAUUAAUAAACCUAAAGAUGUUAUUGACAAACCUAAAGAAGUAAUUAAUAAACCUAAAGAUGUUAUUGACAAAUCUAAAGACCUUAGUAAGCCUAAAGAUAUUUUGGAAAAAUCUAAAGAUAUUAGUAAGCCUAAAGAUAUUGUUGAAAAAUCAAAGGAUAUUAUUAAUAAGACUAAAGACAUGGUUGAUAAAUCUAAGGACAAAUUAUUUUUGUCAAAGAAUUCUAAUUCUAAUAGUUCGAGUCAUAAAAGUAACCGAACAGAUACGAAAAGAACAAAGCGUUCAGUUGAAGAGAAAAAAAAAUCAUCCAGUCUUUGUAAGGAACCUAAAUUAUUGAAUGGUAAUCGAAGUGAUGAUGAAAGUAAUGCUGGAGGAUCUUCAAAACAAAAAAGUACUCUGCAUAAAAAUAAAAGUUCUUCAUCUGACAAAACUAAAUCAUCAUCCAGUAAUCAUAAAAGUAGUAGAAAAGAUAAUACUAGUACAGACGUUGUUGAUAAGUCUAAAGACAAAUCUUUAUCAAAGAAUUCUAUUUCUACUGACGUUGAUAAGUCUAAACACAAAUCUUCUUCGUCAAAGAAUUCUAAUAAAUCCAAAGACAAAUCUUCAUCAAAGAAUUCUAGUAGUUCUGACAUUUAUAAGCCUAAAGACAAAUCUUUGUCAAAAAGUUCUAGUAGUACUGACAUUGAUAAGUCUAAAGAUAAAUCUUUGUUGAAAAAUUCCAAUAGUACUACCAUUGUUGAUAAAUCUAAAGACAGAUCUUCAUCAAAGAAUUCUAAUAGAACUGUUGAUAAAUCUAAAGACAAAUCUUCAUCAAAGAAUUCUCAUAGUACUGAAGUUGAUAAGUCUAAAGACAAAUCUUUGUCAAAGAAUUCUAACAGUGCUAAUGUUGAGAAGUCUAAAAAUAAAAAUUACUCAAGCCAUAAAAGCAACCGUAAUGACUCUAAAAGGCUUAAACUUUCUCAACCAGAAACAAAUAAAUUACCUAUCAAUAAUGAAAGAAUUGAAGAAAGUAAAUUAGAAAAACAAGAAGAACCAGAAUGGAAUGAUUUUCGAAGUUCUAGUAUAACAAAUGACGAACAAGAUGCAGCAAAUGUUUUAUUAUCAAUGAGUACAAUUUCUUAUGAAAGUUCUCAUAGUGGAAUCAUAACAGAAAAUAUACUUUUUAUAGAAAAUUCUCCUCCGAUUACUGAAACAUUGAAAACACCUAAAAUAGAAAAUGAAUUAGAAAUGAAAGAAAAUGAAUUAGAAGUUAAAGAGAAUGAAUUAAAUAUUAAAGAAAAUGAAUUAAAAGUUAAAGAAAAUAUUGAUCAAACAAAAAUUCUACCAUCUAGUAAUAACAAUGAUAUUAAAGAAAACUCUGAAUUAAAACCAAUCAAUUCAGAAAAAUCACAAUCAUCAAAAAAUUCUCUAAAAGCUGUAUCAACCAUACCAAGCCAUUUGUUUGAGAAAGAAUGUUCUGUUAAUCUCGAAAGAUAUACAUGUAAAAAUAUAAAUAUCCAAAGUUGCCCUUCAAAUAAUGUUGAAAUAACUAAAGAACAUCAAAAAUCAGAUGAAAUAGUAAUGGAUGAAAAAGAAUUAAAAACAUUAAAUGUUGAAGUAAAUUUGGAUCCAAAUGAAAAUGAUAAAACUAAUGAAUGUAAUUCUAAUGCUAUUUUAAAAGUACCAAAACUAAAAAUAAAACUAUCACCAAAUCAAAUUGAUUCCAUAAAUAAAUGUAAGAGAAAAAAACAUCAUAAAGAUAAAGAAUCUAAAAAAUUGAAACUUUCAAAAUCACUGGAUAUUCCUAGUGAGGAUAAUGUAUCAAAAAAUAUAAUGUUUGAAAAAUUAGACCAAAAAUGUAAUAAUAAUACAGAAGUGAAAAUGAAUGAUUCAGCAAGUACUUUAUCCAAACAAACAUCAUAUAAGGAAAUAGAAAAUAAUAGUGUAGAAGUAUUGGAUGAUGAUAAAUCACAUUGUUCUUUUAAAGGAUUUUCUGAAGCUGAAACUAUCCCAUGCAAAAACUAUAAAAUACUAAAAAGUGUGAUCAAAGCCUUACAAUCAAAGAUUCAUAAACAUGAUGUAAUUAAUGAUGGAUUCAAAGGUUUUACUAAUGUAGAAACACACCCAUGUAAACAUCGAGAUAUUGUUUAUGCAGAGCUUAUUAAGUUGAAAGAUAGUAUAUCCAGUACAGACUCUGACUUCAUUGGAUUUCCUGAAGAAGAAACUCAAAUGAGUAAUGGACAUAAAUAUGUUAUACAACAGCUCGAACUUGCCAAAAAAGAAUUUGGUAGCUUUAGAAUACAGAAUAAGAAAUUAUUUAAUGAAGUUGUAACAGCAUAUUUGUAUGAAAGUCACAAUGAUAGUGAUGCAAUAUCAAGAGCCAUCUAUAGUAAAUCAAUUAAUGGUGAUAAAAAAGAUUGUACUACUGAAAAUAAUAAUAAUAACAAACAUGACAAUUGGGUUGUUGAACAAGAAAUUAAGUAUCAACUUUUACCUGCUAAAGUAACACUUGAAAGACUAGGAAGAAUAGAGUAUGGAUGUAGUAGUUCUAAACAUGUGUCUGACUCUUCACAGGUACCCAUAUAAUUAACAGUAAAAAACAAUAUUUAUAACAAGAACCAUGUCUUCGAAUCAUUCUUCAAAAAUAUUUAAUGAAAGGUGAAAUGUGAAUGUAACUACGAUACCAAAACAUUUUUUGCUGACAAACUAUAGGAUUUAAUUGGAUUUUCAUUCAGAUUCAAGUAUAGCAGAUCCAUUAUACUGCCUGAUAAACAUUACUGCCGUACUUGUAUCAGUUAUUUUUUACCUUAUCGUUUUAACCUUAGCUUGUAAAAUAUAAUCUAGUAAAUUUUUCGUUUUCUGUGCAACUAACUGAAAUUCCGACAGAUGGGAUAGUUGUUUGUUGUCUUAUAUAGUUACAACUCGGUCACUACAUUGGAUCCUAAUACAGGAAUUAAAAAAAAAUAACAAUUUAACAAUCGUUAUUAUUUAAAAUACAAUCAAUGUGAUUUCAAAGUUUUAUUCUAUGAAAUAAAAUACUUUUUAAGUAUUCCAUAUACAAUUUUUGUUUGUAUUAUAAUUGUUAUGUUUUUUAUGUAAUUAUGUGAAAAAAAAUAGGUAAUCGUUUUAAAUUAUGUAUUAAAUAGUUUAUUUUAAUAAUUAAAUUAUCAAGAUUGUUAUAAUUAAAUACUUACUUUUGUUUCUUUAUAAUUCAGUAAUUUCAUAUUAACCCUCUUGCAAUGCUGUAGCUGAACUUUAAUUCACUAUAAAAACAGCUUUUAUGUACCAUAAUGGGUGUAAUAAAGUUGCUUUACUUUAAAAAUAUGAUGUGUUCUGGUGUUCAACGGCACCAUAUAGAUAUGAUUGUAAAAUAUAUUUAUCAAGUACAGAUUUUUAUAAAAAGGGUAACCCUUUUACUUGAGAUUUUAAAUUAAUAAUUUAAUUAUAAUAACAAUUUAAUAAUUGUAAAAUAAAUCUCUAUAAUUUAUAUAGGAUCAAUGGAAUCACUUUCCCUGGUGUUAGUAACAAAAUUUCAUUACAGCCAUGAUAAAUUUCUACGAAAGGAUCGCUGGAGUAACUGGAGCUCUUUUUCGGAGCUGGUUAUCACGAUUAAUACCAAAAGCGCAUACGUGAAAAAAAUCUAAGUUACAAUUUUCUUAAAUAAGUAAUUUGAUAAUAAUUUUCAAAGUGUAGCUUAAUGGUCACAUCCCAAUUUUGUUUUUUUUCAUCAAUAUUACUAGUCACUACCAUGGUUGAAAUAUACAAGGUUAUUGCAUAUAUACCCCUUCUCUACCAAAUAUUUGAUGAUAAUAACAAAAAUGGCAGCGUAAAGGGAGCCAAUCAUAAUCGAGUAUAUAUGCGCGGUAUUUUCCAAUUUCUAUGAUAAGAAAAAUUGAUAUAAUUGUAAUUUGUGAUCAAGAUCUAUAAAGCACGGACUAAGAUAUACAGGACUGGACACGACAAGGUUGGAGGGUGUGGGGGGUUGACUACGAAAUGUAGUACAACAGGCGGUGUUCGGGGGGAUAUUUUCUUUUUAGCUAUACUAGCGCCGUCUUAGUGGAUACUUUUGAAACUAAUAAUAAAUAAUAAAUAAUAAUGUGAUCUAGUUUCAAAAGUAUCCACUAAGACGGCGCUAGUAUAGCUAAAAGGAAAAUAUCCCCCCGAACACCGCCUGUUGUACUACAUUUCGUAACCACAAUAUUCAUCUCGUGUCCAGUCCUGUAUAUCUUAGUCCGUGCUAUAAAGAAUAUAUAUCUUGAUUUGUGAUAUCCCUUUACGCAGCCAUUUUGUAUCUGAUAAUAACAAUUUUUGUCGAAAUGCAAUAACCUUGUAUAUUUCAACCAUGGUCACUACUCACUAGCAUUAUCGUGUGAAUUUGUUUCAUAAUUAUAUUAUAAUAUAAUAAUUAGUAUCAUAAUGUGUUAUUAAUUAAUUAGUUUUUAACUUCCAUGAAACUAAUAAAACAAGAGGUACAUGUUAAA
This is a messenger RNA of Aphis gossypii (cotton aphid), 5522 nucleotides long. Its product is annotated as biorientation of chromosomes in cell division protein 1-like 1. The transcript is spliced from 9 exons. Lineage: Eukaryota; Metazoa; Arthropoda; Insecta; Hemiptera; Aphididae. Bases 199 to 3627 code for a protein of 1142 amino acids. The record is from RefSeq and is a predicted model, not a curated record.